Molecule: messenger RNA, 291 nt
Organism: Lactuca virosa
Lineage: Eukaryota; Viridiplantae; Streptophyta; Magnoliopsida; Asterales; Asteraceae
Source: the annotation of a GenBank genome assembly
AUGGAUAUCAAGAUGUCGCGUAGCUCAACAGUCAAGCCUGACCGGGUUCGUGAGAUGAACGGUGAGUCAAGUGGAUCUUCAAAGUCUGUGUUGAAAGUAAUUUGGAAGAAGUUAACGAGAGAGAAGAAGAAAUUUUUGAUGAGGUUGUCAUCGAAGCAUGUUCGUGUUUCUUAUGACGAGUAUAACUAUGCCCAGAAUUUUGAUCAAGGUUCGGAAUGGAGAAACGAGAUUGAUAUACUCUCUCGAUCUUUCUCUGUUCAAUACACAAAUCGACCUUCUAUCAUCAUUUAG